Triticum dicoccoides is the source of this 945-nucleotide messenger RNA. RefSeq names its product peroxidase 2-like. The record is from RefSeq and is a predicted model, not a curated record. Gene Ontology annotation, biological process: response to oxidative stress; hydrogen peroxide catabolic process. Bases 1 to 945 code for a protein of 314 amino acids. Gene Ontology annotation, molecular function: peroxidase activity; heme binding. The transcript has 4 exons. Lineage: Eukaryota; Viridiplantae; Streptophyta; Magnoliopsida; Poales; Poaceae.
AUGGCGUCUUCAUCUCUGUCAGUGGUGCUGCUCCUUCUGUGCCUGGCCGCGGCGGCGUCGGCGGAGAUGUCCCCGAGGUUCUACGACGCGUCGUGCCCCGGGGCGCUGGCCACCAUCAAGAGCGGCGUAGCGGCCGCCGUGAGCAGCGACCCCCGCAUGGCCGCGUCGCUGCUCCGGCUGCACUUCCAUGACUGCUUUGUCCAAGGCUGCGACGCGUCCGUUCUGCUGGCUGGCAACGAGCGGAACGCGUUCGGGAACGUGGGAUCGCUGCGAGGCUUCGACGUCAUCGACCAAAUCAAGUCGAAUGUGGAGCAGGCGUGCAAGCGCACCGUCUCCUGCGCCGACAUCCUCGCCGUCGCCGCUCGCGAUUCCGUAGUCGCGGUAGGAGGGCCGUCAUGGACAGUCUCUCUGGGGAGGAGGGACUCCGACACGGCUAGUGAGACACUGGCCAACCGUAACCUGCCUGCCCCAUCACUUAGCGUCACCGACCUCAUCACCCGCUUCGCCGCCAAGGGGCUCAACCACACCGAUAUGGUCGCCCUCUCUGGUGCGCACAUCAUAGGGCGGGUGCAGUGCAAGAACUUCAGGACCAGGCUCUACAGCGAGGAGAACAUUGGCCCGGCCUUGGCGACGUCGCGCAAGUGCACCUGCCCUCAGCUAACCAGCUCUGCCGAUAGAAACUUGGCCCCAUUGGACGAUACGAGCCCGGACAUGUUCGACAAUGCCUACUUCAUUAACCUCAAGCUCAAUAAGGGGCUCCUACACUCCGACCAGGUGCUCUACACCCUUGCCGGUGGUGCCACCGAACACAUCAUUGACGGCUUCGCAUCUAACCAGGAUGCGUUCAACAACGCCUUUUCCGCAGCCAUGGUGAAGAUGGGGAACUUCAGCCCCUUGAUUUUCCCACAGGGUCAGGUCAGGCGCAUCUGCUCCAGGGUGAACUAA